Engraulis encrasicolus (European anchovy) is the source of this 4605-nucleotide messenger RNA. It is a transcript of the gene rit1, whose product is annotated as Ras-like without CAAX 1. The record is from RefSeq and is a predicted model, not a curated record. Gene Ontology annotation, cellular component: plasma membrane. Gene Ontology annotation, biological process: Ras protein signal transduction. The transcript has 7 exons. Bases 130 to 765 code for a protein of 211 amino acids. Lineage: Eukaryota; Metazoa; Chordata; Actinopteri; Clupeiformes; Engraulidae. Gene Ontology annotation, molecular function: calmodulin binding; GTPase activity; GTP binding.
CACCACUGUUUACAGUGAAAGAGAGAACUAACUGGCAACGAGAAUUAUCAAACAUCAGACGGUUUAUGCCCGUUGGAUCUGGACUUGGAAACGAUGAAGUGGACACUCCUGUGACACACAACUGCCUGAAUGGAGUCCUCGCGUUGCCCAGGGAGUCUCUCCCGUGAAUACAAGCUGGUGAUGCUGGGAGAGGGGGGAGUGGGGAAGAGCGCCAUCAUCAUGCAGUUCAUCAGCCACAGAUUUCCAGAGGACCACGACCCCACUAUUGAGGAUGCAUACAAGACUCAGAUUCGUAUCGAUGAUGAGCCCGCCAACCUGGACAUCUUAGACACUGCUGGACAGGCUGAGUUCACGGCGAUGCGUGACCAGUACAUGCGCGCGGGUGAGGGCUUCAUCAUCUCCUACUCCAUAACGGACCGCCGGAGCUUCCAGGAGGCGCGGCACUUCAAGCAGCUGGUCUACCGCGUACGCAGGACCCUGCACACACCCGUUGUUCUAGUGGGGAACAAGUCAGACCUGUCACACCUUAGACAGGUGUCAGUAGAGGAGGGUCGUGAGCUCGCACGAGAGUUCCAGUGCCCGUUCUUUGAGACUUCAGCGGCGUACCGCUACUACAUUGAUGAGGUGUUCGUGGCGCUGGUGCGUCAGAUUCGGCAGCGCGAGGCGGAGGGCGUCCGCGACGGCGAGCGCAAGACACGGCGAAGCCACUCCCUCUGGAGCCGCCUCAAGGCCCCCUUCCACAGGAAACACCCCUCCGAGCACUGACACACACACACACACACACACACACACACACUUUCUGUUCUUGUCCCGCCCACUCACUUCCUGUCCUGCUUCACAUGGUGUUCACUGUUUUUCGCAGUGACACCAAACAAAUGAGUUUCGUUUUUGAAAUCAAGUAGAUAUAAAUGACUACUGGUUUCAAGCAAAAAAAAAACCCAUAGAAAACAGUGAUGUGUAGGUUUUAUGUCUAUGCCACUGGAUGCUACUUAUACCUGCUUCAAAGGCACAGAAUCGAAGGUGUAUUACGUCAUGAAAAUAAGGCCCAUUGUGGCAUACCGUGGUUAUUCAUUAUUACAUUGCACUUAGCUGGUGCGUUUUCUUAUCCAAAGCGACUUCGAUACACGUUACAGUCCCUGGAGCAAUGUGGGGUUAGUGUGCCUUGUUCAAGGGCACUUUAGCCAUAGGUGGAGGUGUAGAGAAAGGUAAGGGUGGGAUUUGAACCUGCAACCCUGCGAUCUACAGUCCAACUCCCUAACCAUUACACCACGACUGCCGAUGGUUGUCCAUUCACUUCCUGUCCUACCCCUUCGACUUCCUGUCCUGCUCCCCAUGGUAUUGUGGGUUACCAUGGUCCUCCCCUGGGAUCUCCACGUAUAUGGAUCUAUAUGAAUAUAAAUAUAUUAUGUAUAUGCUUCUCCUUUGAUAGGAGGGCAGUGACUCUUAGCGUAGUGCAGGAGCACUAGUGUUAAAGCAUACACUCCACAUCGCUCGGUGAUUGUCUGUUAUAACUGUCAGUCUUUUUUAAUGUGUUACUGUAGACAGGCGUCUUGUUUGGCUGUGAUAGCUGUCAGUCAUGAUUUGGACAGAAGUGUCAGUUCGUGGCCAGUUGAGUGGCCAUGUUAACUGUGUAGCAUUGCUAUCUGUGUAACAGUUCUAGCUGUUUAGCAUUGCUCGCUGUGUACCGUUGCUAGGUGUAUAGCAUUACCUUUUGUGUAAUGCUAGCUAGCUUUAUAGCAUUGUUAGUUCUGUGUAGACUGACGUACUGAUUUUGGUAGUUAGUGAUAAUUCUAUUGAAUAAUUGAAUUGAAAUGGGUGUUUGUUGCUUUCUUUAUUUUGUGAAUUUCUUGACAAAGUGCUCUGGUAGAUGCUGUUUGGAGAAGAAAAGGAGAGGGGAAGAAGGAAUAUGAGAUGACGGGUGGAUUAGAAAGGAGAGGAGGAGUGGAGAGCAGGUUGAAUGGGUCAGUGCUGAAGGAGCAGAAAGAAGAACAACGCAUGUCAAUAGGGGAAGAAGGAAGAAAACGAAGAAGGAAUAUAGACACAAUGGGUAGAUGGAAAGACUAAAAGAAAGAGAGAAAGAAAGGAGGAGGGAAGUAGACAGAUUUGUUAUUGAUGGGAACUGACUCAGACUUGACUGAUCUUUUCUAUAGUGACAUGCACACACACACACACACACACACACACACACACACACACACACACACACACACACACACACACACACACACUCGGGUGGUGGGCAGACCAUUCCAGACUGCAGUCAUUUGCAUAUAAUGCAGCAGCAUGUAUUUAAGUUCUUACACAGACGGGCAGAGUGAGUGCCAUUUGUCAAUAUACUACUCCCCAACAGGGUGAACAGAGGCCUGAAAAGUGCUGAGAGUAAACUAGAAGGCCAGUUUUAGAAAGUACAUGGGUAAAUAAAUGUUGUUUUGGGCUCAGACGUCUGGCGCAACGGCAUCUAAUGCCCAUAAAUGAAUUAGUAAUUGGUGGUUGAUAUGCAAUGAAUAUGCUUCUCAGAUAGUCCACUAAAAACAAAAACAAAACAAAAAUCCAUGCAAUAGUGGCCGCCCUGACGUGUGCUACUGCUGAAACGUCACUGACCCACAUACUUAUUGCAGACAUACCUUGAUCUUCCUAAAUAGCACAUUUCUGCAAAGCAUUUUGGACCCGAGUCACAAUGGCAUGGCCACGGGUGCACAUCUCAAUCAGGCCCACCCAAUCAGAGGGCCCCAUAUGAAUAGUCAAUUGAUUGGUUAAUUAAUUGAUUGAUCGAUAGGUUGAUUGAUUAAAUGUUGUAUUAGUGAUAAUAACCUACAUGUUUUGGGUUUUAUCUCGCCAGAUUUUGUUGUUGUUUUUUUCCUUUUGCUGGGCCCUCACGUGUUACAAUUCCUGACUGGGAGAGGGGGCAUAUGACUGGGGGAUUGUGCCUGCAUACCAGUAUCCAUCCUCCUGUUGCUUCCUCACAGCUCCAACCUCGUGGUUCGAUGUCAUCGACGAUGUGUCAAUACACAAAGAGGUGAGAGGACAAGGAUGGAGGAAGGAGGAGAGACGCAGGCCUGCAUGUGUAACGGAUGCCAACUAGCAGAGUAAGGCGGUAGAAUGCUAAACCUCACUCCUGAAGCCUCAUUGAGAUCUGGUAGCACUCAGCAGAGUUGAAAAGUAGAAUUACUCUUAAAGAUGUAAUUGCAACAUUAAUAACAUUGAUAUUACAUGGCUUCAACUUUGCAAUGUCAUACUACUAGUGUUGUUAUUACAACUGUAAGAGUACUUUUACUUCUACUUUACAAUUCUCUGGCACUCAGCUAUCGGUCCCUACUGUUGGCCUUUAGCUCAGUUGUGUAUAGUACCUGUGCCUCCCAUUCCAAACUGACGCGCCUGAAAUGGAAAGUCACGAGCCCUAAGUGGCAGACUGGGCGUUUGAGUUACACAUGUGAGUGCUCAAUUCUGCUAUCCUCCCUUCAUUCCUCCAUUAUUUCCUCCACGGGAGGAGGGGCAACGACUGGAGGAUGGAUACUGAGAUCAUAGACGUAGAACAUUAGACGCCCCCCUUUUUCACAGCAAUCCUGGUAGCCAUUACUUGGAGGAAGACCUGAGAAAUGUAAAUGAAUGGUGAAGGGGUCUGUCAAAAAAUGGCCUGAGAUUUUCAUCAUCACACUAUACAGGGACAAUAGUUGAAGUCUGUUGCUAAAUAUCUACAUAAUUAGACUGAUUUUAAAAUGUAUUUUAUCAACUCGUGACUUGGAUAUUAAGUCUGACAUUUCAAAUCUGGCCCUUGAUUAAUGUGUCACUUCAUAUUCACAGUUUUAGUCCAUUUUUUGACAUCAUUCUCCCAUUGAUUUGCAUCAUUCUACACUACCUAUUACUACAUAAGAUGGAGGCUGCACUUUCCGUUUUCCAGUGCUGUCGCAAAUUGCAGCGUCACCUCUAGUCUAAUAUUCUAUGUCUAUCAUUGAGAUAUUUACUUUGUCUGCAGUGGCCAUGUGGUAUAGAGACCCUUUGGGGCCCAUACUGAGCUGGGCAGUGCCUACAUCAUACUGUACUGUACUUCCACUCCACAAUGUUGUUGUGCCAAUGUGAUCCUCUUUGUUUCUCUCAACGUAACACAAAGGUUACACAAAUGUUGUGGGAAUGUUGUUUUCAUGUGUUAGUUUCUGUCAACACAUUACGCAAAUGUUGUGUUAAGGUUUUUUUCCCUGCAGGUUUUGUCAGCUAUAACACUGUUGUGCUAUUUUUUCCUGUAGUUUAUUUCUGUCAACAUUACGAUUAUGCAAUGUUGUGUGAAUGGGAUCCUAGUUGCAUUGUUUCAGUGUUGCGUGAAUAUGACCCAAUUUCCUGUUUUUUUAUUUGCUGGUUUGUUUGUUUGUUUGUUUGUUUGUUUGUUUGUUUUUGUGACAGCACCUGCUGAGCGCUUGUGCCAGACAUGUGUGAGACAGUUUGGACGUACCAUGUGACAAAAAAUUCCUGGUUAGCUAUCUAUUCCCCAAACUAGGCUAUCGGUGUCUUGAUUUUUUUGUGAUUUUUAUUUGUUUUGUAUCAUGAUAAUGAUGAUAUUUCCUAAUUUAUUGUCAUUUUAACACUCCAAUAAAAUGAACUCCUGUUUUACAA